Molecule: messenger RNA, 1272 nt
Organism: Musca domestica (house fly)
Lineage: Eukaryota; Metazoa; Arthropoda; Insecta; Diptera; Muscidae
Product: methyl-CpG-binding domain protein 2-like
Exons: 3
Coding region: 126-1172 (348 amino acids)
Molecular function (GO): DNA binding
Source: RefSeq, a predicted model, not a curated record
UGUUUGGGCGACCAUCUCACUGUGAGUGGUCACUUAAAUAAGAAGCAGAGUUUUGUUGUGUUGUGUGAAAAUUCAUUCUUCAGCCAAAAGAAAAAAGCUAUAAAAUCAUAAAUAAUUGUUAUAGAAUGCAAAUGAGCUCGAAUAUUUCAAUAGAACGUAAAAAAGUCGAUUGCAAUGCCUUGCCAAAGGGCUGGCAAAGGGAAGAAGUCCUACGAAAGUCUGGAAUCUCAGCAGGAAAAGUUGAUGUCUACUAUUACAGUCCCACCGGAAAACGCAUUGAUAGUAAACCCCAAUUAGCUCGUUAUUUAGGAGACGCCAUAGACAUAAGCAGUUUUGAUUUUCAAAAGGGAAAAUUUACAAUGCAAUUGCCACCACCAUCAAUUUCGUUGUAUCGUUGCUUGCCAGGAACAUCGAUUAGUGCUAGUACUGCUCCAGUUGGGUGUGGUAUUGGCGGCGGUACAAGCAGCAGCACAAGCAGUAUUACAAUUGUGCCACAACCGUCAACGGGACACUCUUUAAAACGUAAACAUAAAUCGCCGUUGCAAACUUCUGCAGCCUCAACAAGCUAUAAUAUAUUGAAUUCAACUACUGCAACGACUUCAUCAUCGUUGUCGUCAUCAUCAUCAGCCACGACUUCUUCGAAUUUGUCAACGUCUAAUCUAAAGCAACAACAACAGUUAGAAUUCAGCCGUGCUAUGCGUACCGAUGCCUCCUUAGUUCCACCCAUACGUCAAACGGCAUCUAUAUUCAAACAACCUGUUACCGUGGUACGCAAUCAUGAAUGGAAUAAAGUAAAACAUGACACCAAACAGGUGGCUCAAGACAAACCCAAACAGCUGUUUUGGGAGAAACGUUUGGAAAAUAUGCGAGCCUGUCAUGCCACUGGAGAAGAAUUCGAUGAUAUUGUAUUACCAAAGAGUAUUAAGGCGCUGGGUCCCAAUAUACAUGAACAGACUGUUAUGCAAUCCUUGGCCACAGCUUUACAUGUCCUCAAUACACCUGUCACCGGACAAACUGCCACUAAGACUGAGUUUCAAAAAAACGCCACAGCUUACAUUAAUCCCGAUCAACCGCUAAUGCAGGGGGUACUCAUUUCAGAAGAUGAUAUACGACGGCAGGAGGAUCGUGUAAACUUGGCCCGAAGGAAAUUACAAGAAGCUUUAAAGGCUUAAGACUUUUGCGGAUAUUUCGCAAGCAAUUUAUCAUAAUAAUAAUUAGGUGAUAAGUUUAUAUAUUUGACAAUGUCCAAUAAAUAUUACUUUUUGUUUCAAA